AUGCAGGAGGAGGAAAAUCAGGAAGACCCAUGUGGUGAAUCUGUGGAGGAAAAUGAACCCAGGAAGGGGGUUUGUGACUGUUUUUGCAUCCCCGUCCAAUGGUUUAGCAUGCUUUGUAGGGAAAUGCAUUGGAGCUUCGUAUUUGGGGUGGUGGUUAUUUAUGGAAUAAGCCAGGGACUUGGUGGAGCUCUUGCUGAAGUUGGCACUAAGUAUUACAUGAAAGAUGUUCAGAAGGUGCAGCCAUCUGAGGCACAGGUUUAUAAAGGAAUCACAUCCAUUCCUUGGAUUGUUAAGCCUCUGUGGGGUCUUCUGACUGAUGUUCUCCCAUUUUUUGGGUAUCGCAGGAGACCUUAUUUCAUUUUUGCUGGUAUCCUAGGAGUAAUUGCUAUGCUUUUGUUAUCUUUGCAUAAAAACCUGCAUCUAGUGUUGGCCCUUCUGUCAUUAACAGCUGGUAGUGCUGGAGUGGCAAUAGCAGAUGUAACCAUUGAUGCUUGUGUGGCACAGAACAGUAUCUCUCAUCCCUCACUUGCAGCUGACAUGCAAAGUUUAUGUGCCUUCAGCUCUUCUGUUGGAUCACUAUUUGGUUUUUUCAUUAGUGGUAUCUUUGUUCACUUGAUGGGCCCAAUGGGGGUGUUUGGUUUGAUGACUAUCCCAGCUGGACUAGUAAUUUUGGUUGGUUUUCUGCUUUAUGAGCCUCGCAUGCACCACACAUCUUAUACACAGGUCAAACAAAAUUUUGUUGAUGCUGGCAAGGCUAUGUGGACUACAUUGAAGAGCGAAGAUGUAUGGAAGCCUUGUUUAUACAUGUAUUUAUCCAUUACAUUGAGUUUGGAUAUUCGUGAAGGAAUGUUUUAUUGGUAUACAGACUCAAAGGGUGGACCAUCUUUCUCUCAGGAGAGUGUUGGUUUUAUAUUUUCAAUUAGUUCAGUGGGGGCCCUUUUAGGUGCAAUCCUAUAUCAGUAUGCUCUAAAGGAAUAUGCAUUCAGGAACUUGCUCUUCUGGACUCAGUUGAUAUAUGCUUUGUCAGGGAUGCUUGAUUUGGUUUUGGUCUUGAGAUGGAACCUGAAAUUUGGCAUAGCAGAUUAUUUCUUUGUUGUGAUUGUUGAAAGCAUUGCUCAAAUGACCAAUAGGCUAAAGUGGAUGCCUAUGCUUGUGCUUAGCUCAAAGCUGUGUCCCUCAGGCAUUGAAGGCACCUUCUUUGCUCUCCUAAUGUCAAUUGAUAAUGUUGGACUUCUCUCAGCAUCAUGGGGUGGUGGCUUUGUUCUCCACAUUCUAAGGAUCACAAGAACAAGGUUUGACAAUAUUUGGUUGGCUAUUUUGAUCAGGAACAUCUUAAGGAUCACUCCACUUUGGCUGCUGUUUUUGGUUCCUAGAGCUGACCCCAACUCCUCCAUUAUUCCAACAAGUGAAAUCAUGGAUUCCAAGGUGGCUAUUGACACUCAAGACACCAAAAAUGUUGAAUUGAUGUCCCUUGUACACAGUGUUGAUGGUAAAUAG
Molecule: messenger RNA, 1497 nt
Organism: Sphenostylis stenocarpa
Lineage: Eukaryota; Viridiplantae; Streptophyta; Magnoliopsida; Fabales; Fabaceae
Source: the annotation of a GenBank genome assembly